Protopolystoma xenopodis is the source of this 1564-nucleotide messenger RNA. NCBI's taxonomy places the organism in Eukaryota, Metazoa, Platyhelminthes, Monogenea, Polystomatidea, Polystomatidae. The record is from the annotation of a GenBank genome assembly.
AGCUUGCAAUCACAAGUUCUUUCAACUUGUAUCCAACUUUUCUCAUUUCCAGGUCACACGUCUUGCUUUUACUCAUAUCCCUUUACCGGAGGCUGUUCGUUUGCUGUCAGAGUCCUUGCUCGGUUCUGUGGCACCUGCUUUUUUAAUGCAGCGUUAUUUAUCUAUGGAUAUGAUCUCCUCCAGCGGUAGUCAAUUAUCAUGCAAACCGGCUACAUUUCAUCUCGAACCGGAGCUGCAGACCGCUUUAUUAGCUACUGUUGCUGGCUGGCUUCUGCCUUUUCUUCCUAUGUCCGGACAGACUAAUAAUAUUAGCCUCUUGUCUACUGCUCCUGAUGAUUCGUGUAAACAGCAUUCAUAUUCUCAGAAUACAGUCCUCAAGGCGGCUUGUGGCGACAGGAAAUUGAAUCUCAUAGAGUCUGCUGGCUUGGCCACAUUCACUGCACUAGCCUAUCACACCGGACUAUUUGCAUGUGUAGCAAAUGCCUUGUUGGACGAGAUGGGCCGUCAUUUGCUAAAGUCUGGCAUAAUUUUUUCCCACCAUUGGUCAUCUUCCAUAGCGAACUCAGUUACGGAUAUGACAAAAGCCCAUUCAACGGACGACGAUAAGGAAUUAAAUUCUUAUUUUCCACCUGUCUGUGGGCCAGCUUACCUAUCAUCUCUGCAAAUUGACCCUAAGCGCCGCGACGAAAUGUUAGCUCCUCUCCGUUGCCUCAUCCCCAGUGUUUCUCGAGUCCUUCGAUUUAUAAUUCAGCAACAUCAAGAGACUGGUGAAUCCUACGCUCACUUGACUGCUCCCAUUAUCUAUCACGCUUGUCUCCUGUGCUUCGAACUAGAGCCGAUCGUUUUGCCACCUUCUCUUCCAUUAUGUCAUCAGCUUUUUGACUCUUUUGGUCCAUACCAACCCACAGAUGGUCAUUUCGAUACCAAACAUUGCCCCAUUGAAAACGCAAUAGGUAAUAAGCCAUGUGUGGACUUAACUCUAAACAAGUUUCCAAUUUCAAUCUGCGAAGAGGGAGAGAAGGAUAAAGAUGAGUCUGAUCUGGAUUCUGGAUCAGCUGGAGGUCUUCAUGUUCUCGAAUGCGGUGCUGAUUCGAUAGAAAUUAAGAUGGGGGGUGGAGGCCUAUCAGCUGAUGCAUUAAAUGAUCAUUAUGACAAUGAGGCACAAAAGAAUGGCACCAGCAUCACUAUUUCUCCUCACCAGGUCGAAAGUGCUAUCUGUCUUAGCGCGAUUGGUCUGGCUGAUAGGGGAGAACACAUCGUGCGAUCAGAACACUCAUGCCAGCCAAAUUUCGACCUGACUUGUGGGGCCGUCGAUCCUUCUUGUGAUUCAGUUGGCCAGUCGAUUGACUUGCGUAUUGCUUCCGCUAGCCCUCGAUUUUUGAAGCCCUUUCGACAGCCACUGUCUGCUUUUCUUCACAGCAAACGCACACCGAAAUCUCUCAUCCCCAUUUCACGCUGGCAUUGGGCAGUAUCACGAAUUUGCCACUUAAAUGAUACACUUUCUUGCUCAAACGCGGCCACCUCCAAGACUGUGGGCUCCAGCAUUGUCAAAGGGGAUGCCGCU